Juglans microcarpa x Juglans regia is the source of this 4088-nucleotide messenger RNA. RefSeq names its product sister-chromatid cohesion protein 3. Bases 222 to 3689 code for a protein of 1155 amino acids. Gene Ontology annotation, molecular function: chromatin binding. Lineage: Eukaryota; Viridiplantae; Streptophyta; Magnoliopsida; Fagales; Juglandaceae. Gene Ontology annotation, cellular component: cohesin complex; chromatin; nucleus. The transcript has 23 exons. The record is from RefSeq and is a predicted model, not a curated record. Gene Ontology annotation, biological process: sister chromatid cohesion.
CGAAUAUUGAAUUGCGACCCGACAACGGAGAGGAGAAGCAUUUCUCUAGUUAAAAUCUGGCCAUGGAUCCCUAGCUUUUCCUUUGGCGGGAGAUUUCCCCAUUCCUCUCUCUCUCUCUCUGUGUCUGCUAAAUUUCACCCUCGUCCCUCAACCCCAACCUCUUCGUGCGUGCGUGUAGAUUUCUAGGGUUAAUCUUCUGGCCACAAACACUUGAAAAAGUCAUGGAGGAGGACCCGGCUCCACCAUCCGAAACCUCUACUCGCCGCUCCAAAAGGACUAGGGCUCAGGCUCAAACUACUGAGAACCGACCCAGUAAGGCAAAUGGUACUGGUGCUGAGAACCGUGACCGGGCCAGCGAAGCAAGUGACCAGGUGGACAGAGAGAGUUCUCCCGAAGAUGAUUUCGAGGACGCUGCUCCUAAGACUAAGCGUAAUCGUGCCUCCGAUGGAACUUCGGCCUUGGCUUUCAAAGCCACCGACCAGAGCUUAAUUGAGGUCAUCAAAGGUAAUGGCAAACUUAUUCCUCAAGUGGUAAAGCUUUGGGUUGAGCAAUAUGAAAAAGAUCCAAAACCUGCAAUGGUUGAGCUCCUGAUGAUGCUGUUUGAGGCAUGUGGAGCUAAGUACUAUAUCAAGGGAGAGUACUUGGAUGAGACGGAUGUCGAUGAUGUUGUGGUUGCUCUUGUCAAUCUUGCUAGAAGGGGAGAAGUUGAAGAUUAUCAAAAUUCGAAAAGGAAGGAGUAUAAGAACUUUAAAGACAAUCUUGAAUUAUUCUGGGACAAUUUGAUUCGUGAGAGUCAACAUGGGCCAUUAUUUGAUCAGGUUUUGUUUGACAAGUGCAUGGACUAUAUAAUCGCACUAUCUUGCACUCCUCCAAGAGUCUACCGUCAAGUUGCUUCUUUGAUGGGGCUCCAACUUGUCACAUCCUUCAUAACUGUGGCUAAAAUGCUUGGUUCACAACGUGAAACUACUCGUAGACAGUUGGAUGCUGAAAAGAAGAAACGGACUGAGGGGCCUCGUGUGGAGUCUCUAAAUAAAAGGUUCUCAAUGACUCAUGAAAACAUAACAGUGUUAGAGGAGAUGAUGCGCAAAAUAUUCACUGGGUUAUUUGUCCAUCGUUACCGAGACAUUGACCCAAACAUUCGAACAUCAUGCAUACAGUCACUUGGGGCAUGGAUUUUGUCAUUCCCUUCACUGUUCUUGCAAGAUUUGUACUUAAAGUAUCUAGGGUGGACACUGAAUGAUAAAAAUGCUGGGGUGAGAAAAGCUUCUGUCCUUGCAUUGCAAAAUCUUUAUGAGGCGGAUGAUAAUGUGCCAACUCUUAGUCUAUUCACUGAAAGAUUUUCUAAUCGGAUGAUUGAGCUUGCUGACGACAUUGAUGUUUCUGUGGCUGUUUGUGCCAUAGGACUUGUAAAACAACUACUAAGACAUCAACUUAUACCAGAUGAUGACUUGGGUCCUCUCUAUGAUUUACUCAUUGAUGAUCCACCAGAAAUCAGGCAUGCCAUAGGAGCAUUAGUUUAUGAUCAUCUGAUUGCUCAAAAGUUUAGUACUUCCCAGUCUGAUUUAAAAGGCGAUGAUAGCAGUUCUUCAGAGGUCCAUCUUGGCAGAAUGCUGCAAAUUCUGAGAGAAUUUUCAACAGAUCCAAUUUUAAGCAUUUACGUCAUUGAUGAUGUUUGGGAGUAUAUGAAGGCUAUGAAGGAUUGGAAGUGUAUUAUCUCCAUUCUCUUGGAUGAGAAUCCGUUGAUUGAGCUUACUGAUGAGGAUGCAACAAACUUGGUUCGGCUUCUUUGUGCAUCUGUCAAAAAGGCUGUUGGAGAGAGGAUUGUCCCUGCUACUGAUAAUCGGAAGCAAUAUUACCCUAAAGCUCAAAAAGAAAUAUUUGAAAACAACAGACGGGAUAUUACUGUUGCCAUGAUGAAGUACUAUCCUUUGCUCUUACGCAAAUUCGUGGCAGACAAAGCAAAAAUGCCAUCACUAGUUGAGAUUAUUUUACAAAUGAAUCUUGAGCUUUAUUCCUUAAAGAGACAGGAGCAGAAUUUUAAAAAUGUCCUUCAGCUUAUGAAAGAGGCAUUUUUUAAGCAUGGUGAGAAGGAGGCACUGAGAUCUUGUGUGAGGGCUAUUAGCUUUUGCUCCACCGAGAGUCAAGGGGAGCUGCAGGAUUUUGCUCGUAAUAAAUUAAAGGAACUGGAGGAUGAACUUAUUGCUAAACUUAAAGCUGCAAUCAAAGAAGUAGCGGAUGGUGACGAUGAAUAUUCACUUCUUGUAAAUUCGAAAAGGUUGUAUGAGCUUCAAUUGUCAAGGGCCGUGCCUAUUGAGAGCUUAUAUGAUGAUAUUGUCAUGGUUCUCACUAGGUUUAGAAAUAUGGAAGAUGAGGUUGUCAGUUUUCUUCUUCUGAACAUGUAUUUGCAUUUGGCGUGGUGUCUGCACUCCAUUGUAAAUAGCGAAACUGUCUCUGAAGCAUCUUUAUCUUCUCUACUAUCUAAACGCACAACCUUUUUUGAGCAACUUCAGUACUUUCUCAACACCUUCGCUGAAGGGGAGAACGUGGGUAAAAAUGGAAAUCAGCUAGGUUGCAGGGUUUGUACUAUACUUGCCGAAGCAUGGUUUUUGUUUAGAAAGACAAAUUAUUCUUCUACGAAGCUGGAAAGACUAGGAUAUUGUCCUGAGGCUUCUACUCUUCAAAAGUUCUGGAAACUUUGUGAACAGCAGCUCAACAUUUCAGAUUCUUAUUCCUGCACAUUUCUUACAGACGAGACAGAAGAUGAAGAGGUGAACAAAGAGUAUGUUGAGGAGACAAAUAGAGAUGCAGUCAUGAUUGCUGCUGCAAAGUUGGUUGCUGGGGAUGCAGUUCCUAAGGAAUAUCUCGGUCCUGAGAUUAUAUCUCAUUUCGUUAUGCAUGGAACGGGUGUGGCAGAAAUUGUUAAGCAUCUGAUCACUGUUCUAAAGAAAAAAGAUCAUGACCUUUCCAAUAUCUUUCUUGAAGCACUGAAAAGGGCCUUCCAUCGGUAUAUGGCGGAACUUUCCUUAAGUGAGGACGAACCCUUGACUAGCAAGUCUUUUCUCGAGUGUAAAGAGCUGGCUACUCGGCUGUCUGGAACAUUCAUGGGCACUGCUCGGAAUAAGCAUAGAUCAGACAUCCUAAAAAUUGUCAAGGACGGUAUUGAAUAUGCUUUUGUAGAUGCUCCGAAGCAGUUGUCAUUUUUGGAAGGCGCCGUCCUCCAUUUCGUAUCCAAACUUCCUACACCUGAUGUGCUCGACAUUAUCAAGGAUGUCCAAAAACGUACAGAGAAUGUAAAUACAGAUGAAGAUCCCAGUGGCUGGCGCCCCUACCACACAUUUGUUGACAGUUUACGAGAGAAGUAUGCAAAGAAUGAAGGUUUUCAAGAGGAGAAAGAAGGGGCCACCGUAAGGCGCAGGGGUCGUCCCCCUAAGCGGCGUAAUAUAGAGGGAAAGAGACUUUUUGAUGAGCACAGUUCAAGUGAAGAGGAUUCAAUUAGUGCAUCCGACCGAGAAGAUGCUCAAGAUGAAGAGGAAGAGGAAGAUGCUCCUUUGAUACGUUCAGUUAGGCCAUCAUCCAAGUUGAGAGCAUUGAGACUUUCAAAAGAGGAAAACAAAGGCCGGACAAGGACAAGAGAUUCUGGAAGAGCAAGAGAUAAUGUAGCUGCAUCGACAUCAGGGGCCUCCAGCUAGUGACUAGAAGAACACUUCAGACUUGUUUAUACAAGCAAGCUACGGCAGCAUAGGUCCAAGUAAUCUCUAAUUAAAGUGUUGAUCAAAUGCAAAGCCGAGAUUUCUGGGAAAGACGGACUACCCCAUAAUUCCAAGCCUUGAAGCAGCUCUUCUCUUUCUUUGUUUUGUUUUAUGUUGUGAAAACCAGACGAGGAAAAAUUGUGGAGUUGGUCUGUGACAUGUCCAAUAUGUCUUAUCUUCAAGGAUAACUCGAUUCUAGUUUACGGCUUUCGCUCGCUCCUUUUUAAUACUCCAUCGGCAUUGGCCUAAAUCUGGUAUGAAACAAUUGAAACAUGAUCCAUGGAUGUAGUAGACUCUUGUAGCUUUAUUACGGAAGUAAGCUGAGUUGGUUUGGGUGUA